Messenger RNA from Dimorphilus gyrociliatus, 925 nucleotides. The record is from the annotation of a GenBank genome assembly. NCBI's taxonomy places the organism in Eukaryota, Metazoa, Annelida, Polychaeta, Dinophilidae.
UAUGGAAAGGUUGGAAUUCCUUUCGAAUAAUAAAACAUUAAGGAUAUAUGACGUUAAUCUAAUGGACCAUAAUCGGUGUUUCUUCUGUUCGUACAAAGAUUCGCCAUCUGCUCAUGAAUGUUCUAAAUGCAUCUACGUUGGUCUUUUUGGUCCUAUGACUUGGAUAAGAAAAUACAAGGAAACUUUAUUGGUGAAAGAUAUAGGAUCCAAUUUCAGAUUAAAGUGUCCCACGAUCGAUAUUAAAGAUAAGCGCAAAGUUUGUGUAUCGUGGUAUUUUAAUGACAAACUAUUAAAGGCAAAUCGAAAGGGUAUCGUCAAACAAUUUAAAGGUAGAGUAAGAAUUAGGCGAAAUGGUUUAUUCUUUAAAAGAAUCUCAGAGGAAAUAAAUGGUCAAUUUAAAUGUAAAGCUGUGGAUAAAAUUGAAAGAGUAAGAUCCGUUAAUGUAUUUAAUAUAAUAGUUCCAGAGAGACUUGAUAAGAAACCAUUUUUUGAUUAUGUUAGUAAUAAUGUAACAGUUUCUGUUGGUGAAACUGUUAAUUUGGAAAUCAGUGUCGAAUCAACAUUACAUCCACUAAUAUUAUGGUUUCACAAUCCCAAAUCGAAUAAAUAUUCAAUCGAAAACGCUUUCAAAAUGAACAACAUGGAAGAGAGACAUCCUCAACAACAUAUCAUUGAGAAUGUUACUCAAAAAGAUGCCGGUGUUUAUGUUAUUACUGCUUCAAAUUAUUUUGGUACAUCAGUGGCAAAAAUAUUUGUUGACGUCAUUGAUGUUGGAAAAAACGUUGGUCAAUACAGUGCUCGAAAAAGUGAAGGUUGCCAAAUCAAGUCAAUCUCAAUAUUGCUGUUAAGUCUCCUAUCGACUAUUUCUAUUAACUUGAAUAUUCGUCCAUAUAUAAUAACAAUUGCCGAAAAAGUUGUUCAAUAA